AUGUCAGGAGCUGGAAGAGGCAGAGGAGGCAGUUUCAUCAGAUCUACCGAUCCACUUGAUGCCGAGAAGUCGAUUGAAGAUUUGGAAAGAUAUUUUGAGAUGAUGGACUGCACUGAGGUGCAGAAAAGGAAGAUUGGUGCAUUUCUUUUAUCUGGGGAGGCGCGCCAGCGGUGGCAGUCAGAGACCAGGAUGGUUGUGGAUAUUGCAACUAUGACCUGGGAUGAUUUUAAAACUCGGUUCAACGACAAAUACUUUCCACAAUCAGUGAAGAAGAAGAAGAAGGCAACUGAGUUCAUGCGGCUGGAACAGAAUAAUGAUAUGUCAGUCAGUGAGUACGAAAGGAAGUUUACAGAGCUAUCCGGAUUCGCUCCUCACAUUGUUGCGAAUGAGUUACACAAAGUCAGAAAGUUUGAGCGGGGGUUGAUCUCUCAUGUGAAGAAGUUUGUGGUAGGUCAUCGUUUUAACACUUAUGCCAAAGUGGUGGAAUAUGUCGUGGCAGUAGAGGAGAAUAAUAACAUUGCCUUUCAAGAACAGAAGGAGCAUAGGGCAGAACAGAAAAGUAAGGGGGCUAGCAGCUCUCAACAGAAUCAGAGCAGCUCUAAACAGAAUCAGAGGGGUCAGCAGCAACAAACUCAAAUAAACUGGCAAGGUCAGUCUUGGCAGAGAGGCAGACAAGAUUGGCGAGCAGGGAAAAGGCAGAGAGUGGGUGAAGGUGAGCAAUCUACAGCUUUAGUACCAGCCACACCUAAUGAUGCACAGCCAUAUCAGUUCAGCGGGCAUUGCUACAAUUGUCAUAAGCAAGGACAUUUGGCUCGUAAUUGUCCCAAGCCUCACAAGAAUAACCAGCAGAGAGGUCAGGCACCACAGCAGCAAGGAGGUGCAAGGGUUUAUGCAGUUGUUCCAGAUGGGAGACAGGACCGUGCACCACCAGCAGUGGAAGGUACACUUACUAUUUAUGGCAAUAUAGAUAGAGUACUAUUUGAUUCAAGUUCUUCAUAUUCUUUUAUUAAACUAUCAUUUGUGGACACACUGGGAUUAGAACCUGAACAUAUGAGUAAUGCCCUAUCUAUUACAACUCCACUCGGGAGCGCGACGACACUUGAUGGAAUAUGUCGUGCUUGUCCUAUUACAAUUGGGGAGUUGGAGUAUCCUAUUGAUUUGAUAGUAUUACAUAUGAAAGACUUUGAUGCUAUACUGGGUAUGGAUUGGUUGGCUAGAUAUCAUGCUCAGUUGGACUGCCAUGAGAGGAUUAUUGUAUUCUCAGUUCCGGGACAGUUACCUUCUUGA
Cornus florida is the source of this 1287-nucleotide messenger RNA. RefSeq lists its product as uncharacterized. The record is from RefSeq and is a predicted model, not a curated record. Bases 1 to 1287 code for a protein of 428 amino acids. Gene Ontology annotation, molecular function: zinc ion binding; nucleic acid binding. Lineage: Eukaryota; Viridiplantae; Streptophyta; Magnoliopsida; Cornales; Cornaceae. The transcript has a single exon.